UUGUGAACAACAACAACUAAAGCAGCCAAACACGUGCACUCUCGUUUGUACGCUGCAUUUGAAAGGAAUUUUUCAUAUUUUUUCUUGUUUAAUUCAACUAAGGAAACUAAUUUCACAAUUAUAAGGCGUAAAAAUAUCUACUAAAUAACAAUGGGUAAAAAGACCAAAGUUGGAAAAGCCCGUAAAGAUAAGUUCUAUCAAUUGGCCAAGGAAACAGGUUUUCGCUCUCGUGCCGCCUUCAAGUUGAUACAACUUAAUCGCAAAUUUGGAUUUCUUCAGCAAUCGCAAGUAUGUAUAGAUUUAUGUGCUGCUCCUGGUGGUUGGAUGCAGGUGGCUAAGCAAAAUAUGCCUGUAUCGAGCAUUGUUAUAGGCGUAGAUCUUUUUCCCAUAAGAACCAUUCCGGGUUGUAUUAGUUUAGUGGAAGAUAUUACCACCGACAAAUGUCGCGCCUCGUUAACCAAAGAACUGCAAACCUGGAAGGCUGACGUUGUGCUGCAUGAUGGUGCGCCAAAUGUGGGUCGUAAUUGGUUGCAUGAUGCCUAUCAACAAAUAUGCCUGACAUUGAUGUCUCUAAAGUUGGCCACCGAAUUCUUAAGGGGAGGUGGUUGGUUUGUUACCAAAGUUUUCAGAUCUAAAGAUUAUAAUGCUCUGUUGUGGGUCUUGAAGCAAAUGUUUAAGAAAGUGCACGCCACCAAGCCCAGUGCUUCGCGUAAGGAGUCAGCUGAAAUUUUUGUGGUCUGCCAAGGUUAUUUGGCUCCCGAUCGUAUAGAUCCACGUCUUUUGGAUCCUAAAUACGUUUUUGAAGAGCUGGAUUUGGAGGGAGCCAAAAAAGGCAGUCUCUUGCAUCCAGAGAAACAAAAACGCAUUAAAGCCGAGGGUUACACGGAGCAAGACAUAGCCCUGAGAAAUGAUUUAGCUGCUUCAGAGUUCAUGCAAAGUGAAAACGGUUUGGCAGCUUUACAGGGCAUUGGUUCCAUAACCAUUGAUGAUAAGAGAAUAGCAAAACAUCCCAAAACUACUGCAGAAAUUCUAGAGUGCUGUAAAGAUAUUAAAGUUUUGGGUCGCAAAGAUAUCAAGGGUCUGUUGGCCUGGUGGAAGGCCAUCAAAGAAGAACUUUACAAAGAGGAAGAUAAGGAAGCUGCCGUCAUUGAUGAAGAGGAAGCUCCUGCCAAACCUUUAACACAGGAGGAAAUAGAGGACAUGGAAGAUGAAGAAUUGCAGAAGCAAAUAAGUGAAUUGGCAGAAGAGGAAGAUCGGGAUCUAAAGCGCAAACGCAAGAAGACCUUAAAGGCUAAGGCCAAAUUGCAAGAGAAAAUGAACUUGAAAAUGGUUAUCAAAGGAGAUGAUGGACCCAAAGAAGAGGCCGAUCAAGAAAUUUUCGAUCUAAAGGAUGUCAGAACAAAAGAGGAACUUGAUGAAAUGCUGGAUGUUACACCAGACUUUGAUAUUGAGGCAGAAGCAGUGGAUGUGCCAAAGUUACCAAAAUAUAAAAAAUAUGAUAAAGAUGACAAACGCUUAGAUGAUGAUGCCAACUAUGAAAACGAUGACGAACCCGAAGUUUCCAGCGAUGAGGACAGUGAAAGUGAUUUGGAGCAAGAGGGACUAGGACUUAGCGAUGAUGAAGAUCUUGAGGAAGCCAGCAAGAGGACAAAUAAAAACAAAAAGAAAAAAACUGAACAUCCUCUAAUCAAGUCCAGUGAUUUCCGUGAUAAAGAUACACGUAGACAGCAAAGGGUUCAAUUAUGGUAUGAAAAGGAAAAUUUGCAAAAUAUCAACGACGAAGAUGAUGAGGAUUUCGAUUUGGAUCGUUUGGCCAAGGAAUACAAGAGCAAAGGUGUAUCUGUAUUGGGAGAAUCUCAAGAAACCGGAGAUUCAAAUAUUCUAAUGGGCAAAAAAGCAAAGCGUAGGGCUCGACAUGCCGAACCUAAAGAAGAAUCAUCCUCGGAAUCCUCUAGUGAUUCGGAGGAGGAAGUUGAUGAUGAUGAUGAUGAAAAGGUGGCUGGUGAUAUGUCCAAGGAACCCAAAGCCAAGAAAAUACGCCUCACUGAAGAAGAACUGGCCUUGGGUGCCAUGAUGAUCAAAGGCAAAAAGACUAGGCGUGAUUUAAUCGAUGGCGCUUGGAAUCGUUACGCCUUCAAUGAUGAUAACUUGCCUUCGUGGUUUGUUCAGGAUGAACAGGUACACAUGCAGAAACCCACGCCAGUGCCCAAGGAAUUAGCCGAGGAAUAUCAGCGCAAGGUUCAAGAGCUUAAUGUGCGGCCAAUUAAAAAGGUGAUGGAAGCCAAGGCACGUAAACGCAGACGUGCUGUGAAACGUUUAGCCAAGGCAAAGAAACAAGCCGAAAAGAUUAUGGAGAGUGCCGAUGCCACAAACCAAGAAAAGGCCAAACAGCUUAAGAAGAUUUACAAAAAGGCCCAAGAGAAAAAGAAGGAAGUAACCUAUGUGGUGGCCAAGAAACAUCAAACGGGACGUAGAGCCAGACGUCCAGCAGGCGUUAAGGGUCGCUAUAAGGUGGUGGAUCCCCGCGAAAAGAAGGAUAAGCGUUCUUUGAAAGCCAAGGACAAAAAGAAUAAGCGCAAAGGCAAGGGCAAAAAGUAGAUGAAUUAGUUUUAAAUUUGUUUCAUUAACUUUAAAUAUAGGUUAUAGAAUGGCUAGCAUAAAUGAAAAUAUGUACAAUAUAUAUGUAUAAUUUUAUAUAAA
Molecule: messenger RNA, 2700 nt
Organism: Stomoxys calcitrans (stable fly)
Lineage: Eukaryota; Metazoa; Arthropoda; Insecta; Diptera; Muscidae
Product: pre-rRNA 2'-O-ribose RNA methyltransferase FTSJ3
Exons: 3
Coding region: 151-2598 (815 amino acids)
Biological process (GO): rRNA methylation; maturation of 5.8S rRNA from tricistronic rRNA transcript (SSU-rRNA, 5.8S rRNA, LSU-rRNA); maturation of LSU-rRNA from tricistronic rRNA transcript (SSU-rRNA, 5.8S rRNA, LSU-rRNA)
Cellular component (GO): nucleus; nucleolus; preribosome, large subunit precursor
Molecular function (GO): rRNA (uridine-2'-O-ribose)-methyltransferase activity; rRNA (guanine) methyltransferase activity
Source: RefSeq, a predicted model, not a curated record